Orycteropus afer afer is the source of this 951-nucleotide messenger RNA. Lineage: Eukaryota; Metazoa; Chordata; Mammalia; Tubulidentata; Orycteropodidae. The record is from RefSeq and is a predicted model, not a curated record.
AUGGCGGAGGAGAAGACUUUCCGCAUCGGCUUCAUCGUGCUGGGGCUCUUCCUGCUGGCCCUCGGCACGUUCCUCAUGAGCCACGACCGGCCCCAGGUCUACGGUACCUUCUACGCCAUGGGCGGCGUCAUGGUGAUCGGGGGCGUCGUCUGGAGCAUGUGCCAGUGCUACCCUAAGAUUGCCUUUGUGCCUGCUGACUCCGAAUUUCAAGGCAUCCUAUCCCCAAAGGCCCUGGAGCUGCUGGAGAACAAACUGGGCACCGAGAUGAAGAGCCCCAGCCUCCAGCCCCCUUACGUCAGGCUCUGGGACGACGCUGCCUAUGACCAGAGCCUGCCCGACUUCAGCCACACCCAGAUGAAAGUCAUGGGCUACGACGAUGACCCCCGCCCUCUGCUGACCUCUGAGCCUGGGAGACCGCAGCCAGGAGCCAGUGAUGGAGGAGAAGGUGACCCUGUUGACUCUCAGGCCUGGAAGGAGACCACUGUGGUCGUCCACCGGGGCUCGGACGAGGAAGAGCAAGAAAGAAUCCCAGCUCAAAGCAGGUCCAGCCACCCAGCCAGUCCCCAGGGCCCUGCACCUUUGGCCUCCUUCCAAGAAAACCUGGACGUGGGCUCCAGCGAGGGCAGCAGUCCCAACCCGUCUCCACCCACUGAGGAGGAGCCUCACCUGCCGCCAGAUCCCUGUGCCUGCAGGUGUCAGCUGGACCGCUUCCAGGAUUUUGCCAUGAUUGACGCCCCCACAUCAGGAGACACGCCCCCAGAGGGGCCAGAGCAGGAGGCAGUCCUGCCCAGCUACUGGCAGCAGUAUCCUGGGAGGAAGGUGGAGGCAGCAUCAGACACAGGCAUGGAGGAACUUCAGGAGGAAGAUGACUUGUACUAUGGGCUGCCUGAUGGGCCCGGGGACCCCCUCCCAGACAAGGAACUGGGCUUUGAGCCUGACACCCAGGGCUGA